Messenger RNA from Cucumis sativus (cucumber), 4031 nucleotides. RefSeq names its product zinc finger CCCH domain-containing protein 65. Gene Ontology annotation, biological process: negative regulation of DNA-templated transcription. The coding region runs from base 488 to 3358 and encodes 956 amino acids. Gene Ontology annotation, cellular component: nucleus. The record is from RefSeq and is a predicted model, not a curated record. Gene Ontology annotation, molecular function: RNA binding; metal ion binding. The transcript has 10 exons. Lineage: Eukaryota; Viridiplantae; Streptophyta; Magnoliopsida; Cucurbitales; Cucurbitaceae.
AUUAAUCCAAUCAGCAUUCCGUUAAGUCAUUUUUCCAAAAUAAAAUUAAAUAUGGGGAAAGUCUUUCUUCCCCUCAAACUGCCGCCUUUUCUCGGUCUUUCUCUCCGGCGAGUCGCCGACAAUCCAGCAUCACUGACUUGCAUUGUGAGCACCACUCCUAACGGCUUCGUCUAGGCUUUCGAACCAUCGUUUCUUCUCCGUUUGAGACUCCAGCGUGAACAACAAGUUGUGCAACACGUUUUCGACGACUAGGUGUUUUGCAGCAGCGCUUUUCUAAUUUAGGAGAGCUUCAAAUUAGCGGACCCAUAACGUAGUUCGCACGUUUUCGGACAUCAACUAGAAGGAUUAGAGCCUUUUCGGUAACAUUCGGCUUUCUGAAAGUUGAUGUUUGUCCAAGGAGUGGAUUUUGGAAUUGGGAAUCAUUGGAUUGUUGAUCGAGGUGCUUCGGUUGAAAUUUCUUCAAAGGUUUUGAUAUAAAGAUUCUUUAAUGGAGGAAGUCCCGAAGUUAGUUGAAUCAAAACUAUUGUUUCCACCUCACCGUCGAAUGAGCGAGACUUACCAUACACUGGUACGAAUCCUUUCGCCCUUUUGCGAGAAUGCGGACGUCUCUCUGGCAACUGAAUUUGAUCCUCAACAAUUAAGAGCUGCUUAUUGCAGCAACAUGAGGCAGGCAACUGUAGAACCAUCAUGCCAGGAAGUCAUUAAAGAUUCUGUGAGAGUAGAAACUGGAGAUUUGCCUAUAGAAAAGGCGUCAGUGGUUGAAGAUAAAAGUGCCCAGGAUUCUAAAGUCAUGGAUUUCAUAAAAGAUAUGCCAAUAGUUGAAAGAAGAGAUAAUGUGAGUGAUCAAAGGAGAACUCUCGAGGCUAGGUCUGAAGAUAAUCAUUGUGUUUAUGAGGAAAAUCAAACAAACGAGGCAGAGGCAGAGCAUAUCGUGGAAGGAAAUAUGAUGCUUGUUGAUGACAACAGUUGUAGCAACGUGAGGACUUCAAUUCAGACAAAUGGUGGAAAUGAUCAAAUAUCGCCUGAAAAUCUUCAGGAAGAAAUUGUUGAACAUCAACAAGUUAUGGAGGAAGAAGAUGCUGUAAGCAUAGUUCCGAAACCUUCUGGGACCUUAUUGUCACUAGAUGGCCACAUGAUUCAGGAAGCUUCUAAACAGGAGGAGGAAAACCAAGAAAACAUACUUUCAAUUGUAGAUAAGGACAUGCAAAAAUUGAGUGAAAGUCAUCCAAAAGAAUUAAAAUCUGAGAGCAUAGUUUGCAAGCCUGAUUUAGAGAGGGAAAAAUCUUACAUUUCUAGUAUUGUUGAGGUCAUGGAUGUGGACGACAAAGAACAAUGUAGUGAAAAUGAUUUUGGGACAAAUCCUUCAUCUAUGGAUAAAGAGAUACCUCGUGGGAUUUAUGAACAGUGUAAGAAUAGCGAAGAUAAAGCUAUUACCGUGGACAUUGUUACCUCCAAAGUAGAGCACACAAUGCUGCCUGAAGCUAUAGAAAUGGACAAAUAUAUGACUGAAAAUGGAGACAUCGAGGAGGGCGAAAUUUGUGGUGAAACAAAUGAAAUUUCAGAAGAUCCAGCUGUUUUAACUGAGAAGGUUUUUGGUAUUCAAAUUUCAAAAGAGACAAUGAAUAGAAGUAAGCUACCUUUGAUUCAAGCUAACGGAGAAGCAAACAAGCCUGUUUCCUUUUUCUUUGACAAAGCCGUGUAUGCAAGUCAUGAGAAUAGAGAAGAAUUCAAAUCCAAACAAGACAAAAGUAGCAUGGAUGCGUGUAAAUAUAAAAGCAUUGUUUCAGAAAACAGGGUGACCAGUACAAAUGAAGAUGAGAGUGAUUUUAUCUUAGAAGAAAGAGGAUAUACUGGAAAGGACAGUGGAAUAAAAAAGGAUGUAGAUUCUUUUACAGCCCGUUUUAGUAAUCAAGUCCUUUGCAGCCAAAUUCCAGAAGAAUAUGCCACUGGAAGGAAACUAACUGUAUCUGUAGAAAAGGAAACUGGGGCUGGCAAUAAGAAAAAACGUGGUUCAUUAUCAGAAGGGAAAAAAGAAAGGAAAAAGAUACAAAAAAGGAAAAAGCGGGCUGAGAAGAACAGAAAAGCUGGUGUCAAAAGGUUGAAGCUACAUCCAGUAACAGUGCCGAAACCCGUAGUAUACUGUCGUCAUUAUGUUAAGGGGAGGUGCCAAGAGGGUGACAAGUGUAAAUUUUCUCAUGAUACAACUCCGUUGACGAAAUCCACCCCAUGUAGUUAUUUUGCACGCCAUUCAUGUAUGAAAGGUGGUGACUGUCCAUUUGAUCAUCAGUUGUCCAAGUAUUCUUGUACCAAUUUUGUUUCCAACGGUUCAUGCCCUAGAGGGGAUACUUGUAUGUUUUCACACAAGAUUUUGCCACAAGAGUCAACUAGUACACCGAAUUUGAAAACCGAAUCCAAACCCCCAGGAAUAACAGAUAGUUUGGACACUCAAAAGCAAUCAAAUAUGAGUGGUCGCCUUAAGCAAAUUCUUGUUAAUGUACCCAACUCCACAGGAACUUCUUGCAAUAGAACUCCACUGGGAGGAGCUCUGCUGAAGAAAAUGACUGGACCACCGCCUAAUGGAAUUAAGUUUCUCUCUUUUGGGAAGUCAUCGGACAUUUCUUCUCAGGUGAAGAAUGAUAAUGUGGAAUGUGGAAAUGUGUUAGCUCAAAGCGGGGUUUGUUCGGUAGAAAAAUCAAAUGAAAGCUUGGGGAAGAUUCAGCUGAACACAGCACCAAAGGGGAUAAAUUUUUUAUCGUUUGGUAAAACUUUAUUACACUCUAACCGUGAGAACUUAGCUACUCCUUCAAGCGACAAUGGGGAUUCUAUCUCAUCUGGUAAUCUGAUUCAAGAUGUUUCCAAAACUGGUCAUGAUUCCAAUGAGCCACUGAAGAAAGUGCAAAUGACAACACCCAAACAGACGAACUUCUUGUCUCCCAUUGGAAAUUAUGCUUCUAACGAAAUGGUUAGCUCGUCUUCCAACUUGAAAGCAGGUACUGAUUUAUUUGUACAGAAUAAGGGAAAUGUGUGGGAUAAGCAUGAAGGCUUAAGUGCAGUAUUAUUGAGGCCUCCAGGUACACCAAUUUCUUCAGGUCAAUUUUCUGAUAUCUUAGCUUCUAGCAUUAGUAAAGGAACACCAAAAUCAGCUCAGAAGGCACUAUUGUCAACAUUGGCAUUUGCUGCAAAACAUGAUUCCUUCAUGAAUAAAGGUAAAUCUAGUGCUUUUCCUUCCCUCGGUAACGGAGGUAGCAAGGAUAGUGGGAAUGAGAAUAUUUGUGGAAGUUUGAAGAAUGAUCAAGCUAAGGCUUCAAAACUUAUAGAUAUCUUGUAUAGCAUUGGAUCUAAAUCUAAUGUAAUAUGAAUGCUGGUUGGUUUCUGUUAACUUAUCACCGAGAAAAUUGGAUCAAGCAGCCAAAUCAGGUAUUGCAUCUCAUAGGUUUGAUGAAAUUAUACUGUAUGAAGAGAAACCAUUGCGUUUGGUAUACCCUCUUAGAACUGAAGAACACUAUUGUACAACUUUUAAGACAGGUCCUGUUCAAGUAGGGUUGCGAGCUCGGUAUGGCUUCUUGUGCUGUCGUUUUAUGGUUCUGCAAUCAGAAGGAGCUCUCAAAUAUUUGAAAGGUGGUGUAGAAUAGGCAAUUCCCGGUGGGAUUUAAGCUUGAAUUCUUGUUUGCCACUUAUCCCUUAAAUUUUUUUGUCUUGGCAAAGACAUCUCCACAUGAUUAACAAAGAACAGCCACUUCUUGAAAAAGCAAUUAGGUCAGAUAUCGAAUUGUAUCCAGGAAAAUGCUUGAAGAAGAAGCCGAAGAAAAGAUGGAAGAAUGCCAAGCCAUCCAAUCAAUAAGACUAAAAAUUUUGAAGGUUUCAAAUUUUUUAGUUCAACACCAUUCUUUGUAAGGCUGAGGUGCUUCAAAAUCAGAUGGAUCAAGAUUCUGAUAUUGAGUGAGUUAGACAGACAAUCAAACAAACCAAAUUUUUACCUUUUUUUUCAGUAAAGGUUGGUAAUGAGAUUUUUUGUUAUUUUUGGAAAAAAA